AUGGGGGAAAUAUGUGUACCUAGGAGAAGGAGAUCGGUGCUGGGGACGAACACGCAGUGCUUCGUGCUCCUCGUCACUUGGAAGGCUGCGGUCGAUGAAGGAGCUCCGGAAGCCGGUGGCGACGAUGGGGCGCUGGUGCUCGAAGAAGAAGUGUGCGAGGAAGACAAGGAAGAGAUGGAGGUUGUUCACCAGUGGCCUGGUUUGCCAAAGGGUGUAAAGUUUGAUCCGUCUGAUCAGGAAUUGCUUGGGCAUUUGCUCGCAAAACAUGCCGCAGCAGGUUCUCAACCUGACCCAUUCAUUGAGGAAUUUAUUCCAACAGUUGAGGAAGCUGAUGGUAUCUGCUACACUCAUCCACAGAAACUUCCAGGUGUUAAACAAGAUGGAAGUGUAUCACACUUCUUCCACAGAACAUUUAAAGCAUAUAACACUAGGACUAGGAAGCGUCGAAAGAUCAACACUGGUGAUCUUGCUGAUGUUUGCUGGCACAAAACAGGCAAGACAAAACCAGUAAUAGUUGAUGAACAGUACCUUGGCUGUAAGAAAAUAAUGGUGCUAUAUAUGAGUACCGUGAAGGGUGGGAAGCCUAAGAAGACUAAUUGGGUGAUGCAUCAAUAUCAUCUAGGCACUGGCGAAGAUGAGCAGAAUGGAGAAUAUGUUGUCUCCAAAUUAUUUUUCCAGCAACAAUCUAAGCCUUGAGAAAAGAGUGCACUAGAGUUAUUUGUUCCAAAAAAGUGAGAAAUACCUCUGUUCUUUAUUAAUCAAAUACAAUGAAAAUUGUGGACUUUAUGAGUGUUGAUCCUAUUAAUUACUACGAUGAAAACUUGUAGACUCUCGUUAGUAAUGGUGUGGAAACAUGAAUACAGAUGUUUUCCAUCUAAGGUUACCGAUUCUUCCUUUA
Hordeum vulgare subsp. vulgare (domesticated barley) is the source of this 898-nucleotide messenger RNA. Its product is annotated as SUPPRESSOR OF GAMMA RESPONSE 1-like. The record is from RefSeq and is a predicted model, not a curated record. The transcript is spliced from 3 exons. Gene Ontology annotation, molecular function: DNA-binding transcription factor activity; transcription cis-regulatory region binding. NCBI's taxonomy places the organism in Eukaryota, Viridiplantae, Streptophyta, Magnoliopsida, Poales, Poaceae. Gene Ontology annotation, biological process: regulation of DNA-templated transcription. Gene Ontology annotation, cellular component: nucleus. Bases 1 to 696 code for a protein of 231 amino acids.